CGGACAUGGACACGGACACGGACACGAUCACCACGAUGACGAGGAGGUGCCCCGAGUCAGGAACGUGGAAUGGAUUCUUUAUGCAGGAUACGACAUCGCGACUUGGUAUUACUCGCCCUUUCCUGAAGAAUACCAGGACUGCCAACGACUGUUUAUUUGCGAAUACUGUUUGAAGUACAUUCGGCAAGUCGAGAGCUUCAUGAGUCAUACGAAGAGCUGUAAGCGGAAGAAACCUCCAGGGACGGUGGUCUAUUCUAAGGGCGUGAAUAAGAUCUACAAGGUCGAUGGAAAAACCAACAAGCUUUAUUGCCAGAAUUUGUCGUUGCUCGCCAAGUUAUUUUUGGAUAACAAGACCUUGUAUUUCGACAUUCAUGGCUUCCACUUCUUUGUCCUAACCGAGACGCGGCCUGGGGAUCGAGCUGAUGUGCCUGUGGGAUUCUUUUCAAAGGAGAUUGUCUCAUAUGAUGGGUACAAUUUAGCAUGCAUCUUGAUCCUACCCCCGUUUCAACGAAAGUCAUACGGAAAGCUGUUGAUCGAGUUUAGCUACGAGUUGACAAAGAUCGAGGGCAAGGUCGGGUCUCCUGAGAAGCCGCUUUCAGAUCUGGGCAAACUAGGGUACGUCUCGUACUGGAUCACGGCCAUUUUGAGGGAGCUGUAUCCGAAACCCUGGCCCGCGAAGCGGAUCGUCCUCCCUUUGGCGACUCAGAGGCGGAAGAGUCGGAUUGCGUCGAUUAAACAGGACGCGACAACAGCGGCCGCGGCGGGAGCGCAACCUUCAGUACAAGGUGGAAAUGGAAUAGAGGUAUCAUCAUCAUCGUCAUCCUCGAUAGAACCGAGUGGGGAGGGUGUUGCGUUGCCGGAUGUGAGGACCCAGAGAAAUGACGCUGGGCCUAUGGAUGUCGAUGCUCCGCUACCGACAGAAGUAGAAAAAACAGACGUGACCAAGGAGAUUGCGUUCUCGAUCCGGGAGCUAGCUGCGAAGACGGGGAUUAUGGAAGAGGAUUUGUUGGAGACACUUGUAGGGAUGGGAUGGAUGAGGCAUUGGGUCUCGCCGGCGGAGCAGGCUGGAUCGGUUGCGAUCAAGAAUGCGAAGCGGAAUUAUCAGAAGCUAGUCAAGUUCCAUGAGCAGCAGCAGUUGUUGGAGUCGGGUGUGCUGCAGGAUGGGGCUGUUGCAGGUUCAAGUGGUGGGCAUGAGGGCGAGAGCAGCACUAGCGCUGGCGUCGGUGGUGGUGGUGGAACUGGUCUGGGGCAUCAUUACUCAAAGGUGCAUUCGAGACAGCCUUCUGGGUCUAACGUCAGUGGUAGUAAUAACACGAGUGUGCAGGCGAUUGUAAGCUCGGCGAUUGCAGCGUUGCAGGCGAAUGAUGCUCUCGCUCAUGCUCAGCUGCUGCAGAAUCAAGAACGGAGGCAUCUGCCAGGACAGCAAGAGCAGCAGCAAUAUUUGACACAGGAUGUUGAUCCGGUUUCGAUCUUGGAAAUGGUAGACAGCGACGGUGAGGACGCGACGGUCGCGGGAGCGGAGGAGGAGAGCGGCAUGCCAAGCACUACGACUGCAACUGCAGCGGCGUUGACGACGGAUCUGAUGAAGGAUGUGGCAGUGGUGACACUGGGGACAGUGAAAGAGUACCAGGAUCGACACAAUAUCCGGCUGGAGCCCUAUGUAGACUGGAACCUGAUUGACUGGGUCGCGUACCGGAGAACCUUGGACUGAAUUAAAAAAUUCCUAGGCGAAGAGAUUGUUAUGCCUAAAAGAAAUAAAGGGGGCAGGAAAGGCUGUUUUGGGGGUGG
This is a messenger RNA of Gamsiella multidivaricata, 1788 nucleotides long. RefSeq names its product acyl-CoA N-acyltransferase. Gene Ontology annotation, molecular function: histone acetyltransferase activity. The transcript has 4 exons. The record is from RefSeq and is a predicted model, not a curated record. Bases 200 to 1711 code for a protein of 503 amino acids. Lineage: Eukaryota; Fungi; Mortierellomycota; Mortierellomycetes; Mortierellales; Mortierellaceae. Gene Ontology annotation, biological process: regulation of DNA-templated transcription.